Messenger RNA from Antechinus flavipes (yellow-footed antechinus), 2718 nucleotides. RefSeq names its product lysyl oxidase homolog 1-like. NCBI's taxonomy places the organism in Eukaryota, Metazoa, Chordata, Mammalia, Dasyuromorphia, Dasyuridae. Gene Ontology annotation, molecular function: copper ion binding; protein-lysine 6-oxidase activity. Bases 512 to 2398 code for a protein of 628 amino acids. The record is from RefSeq and is a predicted model, not a curated record. The transcript has 7 exons. Gene Ontology annotation, biological process: peptidyl-lysine oxidation.
AGAGCCAGCCCGGCUGGCCCCAGACCCAAGGGGAGAGGGACUGAGGGAGGGGCGGGAGAAGGGGAGGAGGGAGGAGGGAACCGGCCAGUCCCCCCCCCCCCCCAUCCCGCUCUGGAGCCAUGUAAAGCCCCUCCCGGCGGUGGUCCUGUCCUUGGGGCCAGACCUGCAGGGAGCGACUCCAAGUCCAGCCCGGCUCCGCGCCGUGCCCUGCCCUGCCUUGCCCCAGACGGAGCCCCCGGGCUCGGCCAGCUGCUGCCCUCUCGGCUCCUCAGCUCGUCUCGCCUCGCCCUCGCCAUGCUGCUGUCCGGAGAACCCUCCCGCUCGGGACUGGCCCGGGAUGGACAGCGCUAGAAGCCGGGGGAGGAGAGGAGCUGCCCACAACGCCUCGGGGAAGGGAGGGACACACCAGUCGGGAGGUGCGGGACUCGGGAGAAGCGGCGUCUCAGCGCUUUGUGGCCCGCGCUACUAGUGCAGACCCCGGGGAGGCGGGAGACGAGACGGCGCAGAGACCAUGGCCCGCGUGUGCUGGGAGCUCUGCGCGCUCCUGGGCUGCGGGCUCUUGCUCCUGACCCGCGGACAGCAGCAGCCUCCGCAGCAGAGCUCCGACGCCAGCCCCUGGAGGCAGAUGAUCCAGUGGGAGAACAACGGGCGGGUGUACAGCCUUCUGAACUCGGGCUCCGAGUACCUGCCCCCGGGCGGCGUGCUAGGCGACGGCAGCUCCCAGGUGCUCCUGGCCGGGGCCCAGCAGACGACCCGGCGGAGGAGCCAGGGACGCCCCACCCGCAGGCAGGCCCCCUCGCUGCCGGGGAGGGCCGGCUCGGACACCAUCCGAGGGCAGGCCCGGCACCCGUUCGGCUUCGGCCAGGUGCCAGAAAACUGGAGGGAAGUGGCCGUCGGGGACAGCACGGGGAUGGCCAGGGCCCGCACCUCGGUCUCCCGGCAACGACAGGCGAGCUCCGCCUCCUCCGUCGUCUCAUCGGGCUCAGCCGCAGCCGCAGCCUCCGCCUUCGCCCAGACCACCUACCGGCAGCCAUCUUAUCCUGCGCAGUUCCCCUACCCCCAGCCCCCUUUUGUCAGUCAGUACGAGACAUACGAGCAGGCCCCCAGGGCCUACGAUGAGAGCUACGUGUAUUACCGGAGUAACGGAGGCGUGCCUGGGGCCGGGGCGGCUGCGGUGGCCUCGGCGGGAGUCAUCUACCCCUUCCAGCCCCGGCUGAGAUAUGAGGAGUACGGGGAGGAGCAGACCCCGUACCAGCCUCAGGGCUUCUAUCCAGCUCAGGAAGUGCCCCUCAUGCCAGUGCCCCAGCCCCAGCCCCAACCCCAGCCUUCCGACGGGCUGGACAGGAGGUACUCUCACAGCCUGUAUCACGAAGGCACCACGAACUUUGAUCAGGCUUACCAGGACACUUACAACUCGGUGCCAGGCCAGGUGGUGCCAGGCCAGGUGGUGCCAGGCCAAGGGGCAGCUGCUCCUGAGAGCCCGCAGGUGAACGGGGGCUCCUCCCCGGCCUUAGGCCCGGGCUAUGUGACCGAUCCCCGCCUGGGCUGGCAAUCACCCUACGCCAAUGUGCCCCCGGAAGCUUACAUCCCGCCCCGAGUGGUAGAGCCUCAGCCGCCAUUCCGCGUCCUGGAACCCUAUGGGAGUGCCCCGAGAGCAGAACCCUACCUGCCCAUCAGGAGCUCCGAAGCUCCCCCGUUAGGGGGGGACAGACAGGGAGCCCAGCAAGGCCGGGUCAGCGUGGGCAGUGUGUAUAGGCCCAACCAGAAUGGAAGGGGUCUCCCUGACUUGGUACCUGAUCCCAAUUAUGUACAGGCUUCUACUUACGUCCAGAGAGCUCAUCUCUAUUCACUGCGUUGUGCAGCAGAGGAGAAGUGUCUGGCCAGCACUGCUUAUAGCCCUGAGGCUACGGACUAUGAUGUACGUGUCUUACUGAGGUUUCCUCAACGAGUGAAGAACCAGGGCUCAGCUGACUUUCUGCCCAAUCGGCCCCGCCACACCUGGGAAUGGCACAGCUGUCACCAGCAUUAUCACAGCAUGGAUGAGUUCAGCCACUAUGACCUGCUGGAUGCUACCACAGGCAGAAAAGUAGCUGAGGGUCACAAGGCCAGCUUCUGUCUAGAGGACACCACGUGCGAUUUUGGCAACCUGAAACGCUAUGCCUGUACUUCCCACACACAGGGCCUGAGUCCAGGAUGCUAUGAUACAUACAAUGCUGACAUUGACUGCCAAUGGAUUGACAUCACUGAUGUGCAGCCUGGCAACUACAUCCUCAAGGUACAAGUAAACCCAAAAUACAUCGUGCAGGAGUCUGACUUUACCAACAAUGUUGUGAGAUGCAACAUCCACUACACCGGACGCUAUGUUGCCACCACGAACUGCAAAAUUGCCCAAUCUUGACCUGCUCAGGAUUCACUGAUAUCACCCCACCCAAGCCACCCUUCUCCAAACAUGGUCAGGCUCUUUCUGGGCCCUGUGAACACAGACAAAACCCUCAUGGGCCCUGUGGACCUUGGACAGGAAGGAAGGGGAACCUGGCAUCAUGGAAAAAACUGGAUGAUUUAAGUGACUCUAGGUCUUAUUUUUAUACUUAACUUCCCCCAAAAAACUUUGUUGUGUUGGUUGUUGGUUUUUAAAAAAUUUUUUUUUUAUUAUUUUGACCACAAUGCUGAGUGAAGAUUAUUGAUGAUUUAAAUUGAAUAAAACAAGAUUUUCUACUC